Molecule: messenger RNA, 1497 nt
Organism: Lizanozyma spartinae
Lineage: Eukaryota; Fungi; Ascomycota; Pichiomycetes; Serinales; Debaryomycetaceae
Exons: 1
Coding region: 1-1497 (498 amino acids)
Source: RefSeq, a predicted model, not a curated record
AUGGCACCUCCUCCUCACGAGUGUCACGUGUGCCAAAAGACCACCAAGACACUAGUUGAAGAUUCCAAGCUAUGUGUGCUGUGUCAAGAAGAAACCCGUCUUCUUAUCGCCAGAGAAAGAGAUCUGGAAGCCAUUCAUAAGCAGAGUCAAGAUCAAGUAAAUGCAAUCUUUGAUUUAAUAGACCAUCCUCAAAUUAAUUUGCUGUUGGAUAAGGAGUUGGUGCAUCUGACUAAGUUUCUUACUAUUCAAUUCAACAAGUUGAAAAUGCUUAAUCUCAACAUUGAAUUGAAUACUAUCCAUGCAGCCAUCGACAGUCUUAAGUAUCGCAUAAAGUAUUUGAAUGUUGAAGUAGAUUUGGCUAGAGAAGGCAUUGAUACCAAAACCCAGGUAUUAGCUCAACAAAGAAAUGAGUUACUUUUCAAGUAUCAUCAAACAUUGAAGGCCCUAGAUACCAAUGCUCAAGAUUAUCAACAACAUAAUGUUCAUCAAAUACGACGGCAUGUGGUCAAACAAACCCUUGUGAAGUAUAAAGCACUUAAACUGUUGGUAUUCACCACUCACUCGAAAGAGUUGCUAUUUUUCUAUGGACAACCUAUCAUCGCAUUUGGCGAGUUUAUGUCGUGCAAUAUUCUUGUUCUAAAUGACUUUUUGGAGAACUUGGUUCGACUACAAAUCCAUCUUGAAUCUCUUUUCUCAAUAGACUUGCCGUAUCUCGAAGGUUUGCGUGCUUACCUUCCUGUGUCUGAGUUCUACAAUUCCAGACAAGAGAAGGAGCUUGAGUUGAAGGGAGAAGAAGAUCAACACUAUGAAGAACAUGAAGCUGAACAAGAAGAUCAGCAUCAUCAACAACCAUUCAAUAAUAUUGUAGGGGAUAAUUCUGAAAAGGUGCUUAAGCUUGGUGACCAAAUCAAGCUCCCCUUAUCUUCAAAGACUUUGAACAGGCAACGACGACUUUCUGUAAUAGAUCCAAAGAUCAUCACUUCUUCUUCUUCUCGAGGCCCUUCACCCACUACUCAAAAGGACGAAUCUUCUACAAAAUCUGCUUCCAGAACAGCUUCACCAAUGGGAAAUAAGAAAAUGGUGAUAGUACCUCAUCGCAUUUUACGAUUACCAUUCAGCCGGCUCUCCAUACGUGACUUCCUUCGUUUUCUAUUGGUUCUUAGUAAGAUUCUUAUAAACUUUGAUUACUUUCUCCUGCACGUUGGUUCUCGGGAGUCCACGCCUUAUGACAUGUACGACCUUCUACAGCAAGUACACGAUGUCGAUAAGUGUUUGCAGCCACAACAACAACAGCAGCAACAGCAGCAUGACACAAGUGAUAGGUCAUCCAUAUCCACAGUUGAUAUCCAGCCAGUUAUGGAGAAGCUAUAUGAACUUAUCAUAGUCAAGCCACUGAGUGACACAAGAAAGGGACCUCCUGAGCUCCUUCGUAACUUGAAUGUUAGAGACUUUAUCUACUCCUACAAAGUCAAGCAUGAUUGGGACGUCAUUCAGUAG